Molecule: messenger RNA, 1710 nt
Organism: Zychaea mexicana
Lineage: Eukaryota; Fungi; Mucoromycota; Mucoromycetes; Mucorales; Lichtheimiaceae
Product: P-loop containing nucleoside triphosphate hydrolase protein
Exons: 11
Coding region: 1-1710 (569 amino acids)
Molecular function (GO): ATP hydrolysis activity; ATP binding
Source: RefSeq, a predicted model, not a curated record
AUGCCUGACGAUCAGAUUUUCAUUGACGAUUUUGUUCAAUUUCAGUUGAACGUCAACAGUGGUCCAGUGAUCGAACCAGUAGACAGGGUACGAAUCGCGAUCGAAGCAGAGGUCCAGGUCACUGUGCUGGAAAAGGAAAACGCGGAUGCCCAAAAACGUGAUAUUGGUUUCGUGUAUGACCAAGGCACCGAUAUCCAAAAGCUCGAGAUUGGUGGUUCCGGUGAUCGACCAGAAGGACUCGAAAAAGCAUAUGACAAGCUGCUGGAGAUCGUUAGCUAUCCAUUGUUGUAUAAGGAAUGGAUCGAUCAGAUCGGUAUUGAAUGUCCAAAAGGGAUUUUGCUCCAUGGUCCUCCGGGUUGUGGUAAAACGUUCCUAGUCUCGUCCAUUGCGCGAGCAUGCAAUGCCGAACUGUUCAGCCUGUCAGGAUCCGAAGAUGCACUAUCACCACACCGUGAUCGCGCUCAAUCUCACGAAAAUAGAGUUGUUGCUCAACUGCUGACGUUGAUGGAUGGCAUGGAAUCACGAGGGAGACUUAUCAUUGUUGGAGCAACAAAUCGACCAAAUGCUAUUGAUCCUGCCCUGAGACGCCCUGGAAGAUUCGAUCGCGAGAUCUCAAUCGAUGCUCCCGAUACCGAAACACGUAAAGCACUGUUUUAUACGCAGUUAUCGACUAUGCCACUAGAAAACGAUAUAAGUGCAGAGUCGCUUGCUUCUAUUACGAACGGUUACGUUGCUGCUGAUAUCACAGCGCUUUGUCGUGAAGCAGCAAUGCAUGCAGUUGAGCGGGCAAGUCAUACAUCGUCUUCCUCUCCGGAUUUGAAGGUGAAUCUUGGCGACUUCAAAGCAGCGUUGGGUGUUGUACGACCGUCUAUGCAACGGGGUUUCCAAGUCCAAGUUGAGAAAUCAAAUUGGCAGGAUGUGGGCGGAUUGGCAGACGUUAAAAAGCAACUCAAGCAAGCGGUUGAGUGGCCUAUUAAGCACAAGGACAGUUUUCUCCGGCUAGGAUUGAAACCACCACGUGGUAUCUUACUCUAUGGUCCUCCAGGAUGCAGUAAAACAACAUUAGUCAAGGUGAUUGCAUCUUCGUCUGGGGCAGCUUUCCUAUCCAUCAACGGAGCACAACUUUAUUCGCCCUAUGUGGGUGAUUCCGAAAAAGUUGUACGCACUACUUUCCAAAAAGCAAGAGCAUCGGCACCAGCUAUUAUCUUUCUGGAUGAAACAGAGGCCAUUGUAGGGAAGCGGAAUAUGGGCAGUGGCGGAUCAAAUAGUGGUGACAGUGUGCAAGAACGAGUUUUGUCGACACUUUUAAACGAGAUGGACGGCGUAGAGACUGCUGAAUCUGUUCUCGUAGUGGGUGCUACCAACCGACCCGAUAUGCUAGAUGCAGCUUUGCUACGACCAGGGCGAUUCGAUCGGCUUGUCUAUGUUCCGCCACCAGACGAAGAAGCGCGUGCCGAGAUUCUCAAAAUCCACACUCGGAAGACACCUCUAAGUCACAGCGUUGAUCUUAGCAGUAUCGCAAAACGAACCAACAUGUACACUGGUGCUGAUUUACAAAAUGUAUGCCGAGAAGCUGCCAUGAUGGCACUACGGGAUAUGCACUCGGCGGAUGAAGUUGAAAUGAUCCACUUUGAAAAAGCACUUGGCACGAUACCUCCAUCAAUAACACCAUCCAUACUUGAAACAUAUAAUAAACCAGCAGCAAGGUGA